Biomphalaria glabrata is the source of this 3025-nucleotide messenger RNA. RefSeq lists its product as uncharacterized. The transcript has 5 exons. NCBI's taxonomy places the organism in Eukaryota, Metazoa, Mollusca, Gastropoda, Planorbidae. Bases 342 to 1427 code for a protein of 361 amino acids. The record is from RefSeq and is a predicted model, not a curated record.
UUUUUUAUAAGUAUAAGAAUCUACUAAACUAGAUCUAGAACCCAGAGUCUAGAUUUAGAUUGACUGGAUUUAGACUAAAUUAGAGUCUAUAACCUAUGAUUAUGAUUUAGGACAGCUUUUUAGUCUAAGUCGAAAGAUCUAAAUUAUAGACUCUAGAUGAAAUCAUCCCUAGAUUAGUGACUAGGCUAGAUGGGCUAGGCCUAGAUAGUAGAUCUACGUCUACAAUAGAUCUAGAUGUGGAAAAAGCAGGAAAAUAAAAAAAUGUUCAGAUAAGUGAUAGGAUCAUAUAGCAUAUAUAUUGAGAAAGCAUGAAAUAGCGUUUAACAAAAAUAAUUGCUAAUAUGAUGGGAAGAAGAUUUUGUUGGAGACAUCCUAAGUUUAAAGAAUGCUUGAUGAAAUUGAUGAAAAUAUUUGUGCUUUUUGUCAUACUUGUCCUCAUAUUUGUUCCCAUUCGAAAUGUCAUCUUUCAAUUUGUCUUGCCUGGCAUGUGGCUGGAGCACAGUACUUUGUUUAUUAUUAAGGUCGUUCUAGACAAUCAACAAUUUCCAGUAGCUGACACUCCACUUGGCCAAAGUCCAAUCAAGCUUCAGGUUAACUUUGAUGAUAUUAAAACUAAGUUCACGCCACAGUACAAGACUUAUGCUGCGUUUUAUGAACGCUUGUUGUCACUACAAGAAGUCUCCAAAACUGAUCCUUAUGCACAAACUAGGUUAGCAGAAUUAAUAAACUUUAAACCAUUGAUGUCUGAAUAUGAUAGAGCUGUUGCCUUGUUCACAGUGGAUACUUUUGUCAAGGCAUGUGAAGCUGCAAAUCUGACUUAUUUUUUAAUCUCAGGUUCUGUGCUGGGUGCUGUUCGUCAUCAUGGCAUAAUUCCCUGGGAUGAUGAUAUAGACAUUAUUAUGAAUUCUUCAGACUGGCACAAAAUAAGAAAUGUUUUAGGAAAUAUAGAAGGUUUUGAGCUUUUUGCCCCUAGUCGAGUCCAGUGGAAAUUUUUUAUGAGUUCGUUGCCACCGGGCAAUAGGCCAUUUAAAUGGCCUAAUAUAGAUCUUUUUUUCUUUAAUGAAGACGAAAGUCAUAUAUGGGCACAAACGUGGGGUGCCAAAAGUUCACUCUGUAGCAAAAAAUCGGACAUCUUCCCAUUGCGAAGAAGAAAAUUUGAGAUGUUUUAUUUGCCUGUGCCAAAAGCAUCAAAAUCUUUAGCAGAAGCUGAAUUUGGAGAGUUCAGCUCAGCUUGUAAAACAGCCAAUUAUGUUCAUAAAACCAAUGUUGCUUACUCUGCAUCAAGUACAAUAGAUUUGAAGUGUCAACAGUUACAUGAAGUGUUUCCAUUUGUUUUCCAAGAGAAAGGACAACAAGGGACUGUACUGGAAGUUCGAAAAUUAGCUGGUAAACCUUUAGACAAUUUUACUCUUCCAGAUGAUGUUUAAACAUGCUAUACCAUAAGACAACAGAGUGAAAUAUUUUCUAUUUAUGCAAACUUGUUAAUUUACUUAAUGCAGUUUUUUAAUAUUUAUUUGUUUGAAAUAUGGUUGAAGUCAUUAUGUAUAUUUUUUUAAAUUUAAAGUGAUAUUAUAUUAUAAAUAUUUUUGGAUUGUAAAUCAAAACAAAUGUUUUAUAUUUUCUUUCCCUCCCCUUUUUCUCUCUACAUUUCCCUACUAUUUGUAUGCAUACACUUGAAACACUAAACUAGAAACACCAAGUCUAUAAACUGCUGUUACACAUUUGUUAUAUUCCAGGAUUUAUAGAAAUAAUAUUAUAUUUUUUAAAAUUCUGGAAAGAAAAAAGAAAAACAAAGAUUUAUACCAAGAAUUUUCUCUUUUUAAAAUUCCUCUAUUCAACUUGCAAAUACUUGGGGGCACAUUUUUUCUUAAAAACAGCUCUAUUUUUCUAGAAAUUUGACAGUUAAUGUAUAUCUUUGGGAAAAGAAUUACUAGUUAUUUGGAAACACUGGGAAAACUCUAGUUUGACCACUAUAAUUUUUCCAAGUUUAAAAAAAAAAAAGAAUUUAAUUUUGUCUAUAGAGAACUAGAAAAUAUUUAUCAUGAAGAGACAACAUCUUCAGGUAUUUCCACAUGUAUUUCCAUAAAGGGUUAAAUAAAUAAAUGUUCAAGGGGAGAUGGACAGCGUAAAGGAUGCUCCAUUUUUUUAAACAUCUAACAUUCAUUAGAGCUGUAUAAAGAAGGAAUUUUUUUUAAAGUAUUUUUUUUUAAUUUUCUUGUACCAUUAAAAACAAAUUAAUAUACACACUAAAGUCAAUAAAUUCUUUUUUAUAUUAAUGUCCUUUUAAUCUAGACCAAUGGCCUAAAAUUUAGAGGUAAGCCUCAUUUUAUUUCUUGGUUUCAUUUAAACAUUGGUUUUUAGUCUCAGAGAGUAAGAUAAAAAUAUUUUUUUAUACCUGAAUCAGAUUGAAUGAAUUCCAGAAUGUUUAAAGCUCAUAGCCUUUAUUUUGAAAGACAUGAUAUCUACACAAUGUUCCUAAUAAACUCACUAAGCUUAUGCCAAGAUUCACAAAAAAAGAUUUAAAUGCCAAAAUUUCACAGUAGGUACCAUUAGAUUUUAAGUACCAUAUGUGAAAUAUCAGUAAAUCUAAUUGGUCUAUUGUACAUAUUGAUUACGUUAGUGUGAAAGUGGCAAUGAGUUUUCACAUUUUUUUCCCUUUGUAGUCUGAUUAUGACUUAAGUUAAGACUUAAUGUAGCUUGGCCUAAGUACGCAUGAAAUUUUCCCUCCACCAAAAGAAAUACAUUUGACAUUAAAAAAACAACAACAUGAAAGCAGCAAUUUGAAUUUAGUAAUUGCUUUAUUAUUUCUUUUAAGAAAUGUAUAUGCUUCCUAAUAUAUAUUUUAUGUGUGGUGUGCCAUGUAACUAAGAACAAAAUAGAGAUAAACUUCUAUCCCGUGACAAACAUAUUGGUUGAAAAUAUUUGUAACAUUCUGAUACAGCAGACUCUUACAGUACAUACCGGUAUGUUUUGUUGUUGAAAUAAGGCAUUACUGAAACUGCUGAAAUUAAAGUAAGAUUCAUAA